This is a messenger RNA of Lizanozyma spartinae, 1512 nucleotides long. RefSeq names its product pyruvate kinase (gene CDC19). Gene Ontology annotation, cellular component: cytoplasm. The record is from RefSeq and is a predicted model, not a curated record. Gene Ontology annotation, molecular function: pyruvate kinase activity; magnesium ion binding; potassium ion binding. Bases 1 to 1512 code for a protein of 503 amino acids. NCBI's taxonomy places the organism in Eukaryota, Fungi, Ascomycota, Pichiomycetes, Serinales, Debaryomycetaceae. The transcript has a single exon. Gene Ontology annotation, biological process: glycolytic process.
AUGGCUAGUAACUUAUCUUGGUUGGUCAACUUAGACACCACCUCCGUCCCUGGUCACUACUUGCGUAGAUCUUCCAUUAUCGGUACCAUUGGUCCAAAGACCAACAACCCUGAAGUAUUAGUCAAGUUGAGAAAGGCCGGGUUGAACAUUGUUAGAAUGAACUUCUCUCAUGGUUCAUAUGAAUACCAUCAAUCCGUCAUUGACAAUGCUAGAGAAUCCACCAGAUUAUACAAGGGUAGACCCUUGGCCAUUGCAUUGGAUACUAAGGGUCCUGAAAUCAGAACCGGUACCACUGUUGGUGAAAAGGACUACCCUAUCCCCGCUGGUCACGAAAUGGUUUUCACCACUGAUGAAGAGUUCAAGACCAAGUGUGAUGACAAGGUUAUGUAUCUUGACUACGAAAACAUCACCAAGGUGAUUGAAAAGGGUAAGAUCAUCUAUGUUGACGAUGGUGUUCUUUCCUUUGAAGUUCUUGAAGUUGCUGACUCCAAGACUCUUAAGGUCAGAUCUGUUAACGCCGGUAAGGUGUGUUCUCACAAGGGUGUUAACUUGCCCGGUACUGAUGUUGAUUUGCCUGCCUUAAGUGAAAAGGAUAAGGCCGAUAUUCGUUUCGGUGUUAAGAAUGAUGUUGACAUGAUUUUUGCCUCAUUCAUCAGAACCGGUAACGAUAUCAAGGAAAUCAGAAAGGUUUUGGGUGAAGAUGGUAAGGCCAUCAAGAUCAUUGCUAAGAUUGAAAACCAACAAGGUGUUAACAACUUUGAUGACAUUUUGAAGGAAACUGAUGGUGUCAUGGUUGCCAGAGGUGAUUUGGGUAUUGAAAUCCCAGCUUCCCAAGUGUUUGUCGUCCAAAAGCAAUUGAUUGCUAAAUGUAACUUGGCCGGUAAGCCAGUCAUUUGUGCUACUCAAAUGUUGGAAUCAAUGACUUACAACCCAAGACCAACCAGAGCUGAAAUCUCCGAUGUUGGUAACGCUAUUUUGGAUGGUUCUGACUGUGUCAUGUUGUCUGGUGAAACUGCCAAGGGAUUGUAUCCUGCUGAAGCUGUUGCCAUUAUGCACAACACUGUGAUUACUGCUGAAAAGGCUAUUCCUUACUCUGCUUUGUUUAAUCAAAUCAGAGCCUUGAUUCCUCGUCCAACCCCAACAAGUGAAACAUGUGCCAUGGCUGCUGUUUCUGCCUCUUAUGAACAAGGUGCUGGUGCCAUUGUUGUCUUGUCUACUUCUGGUGACACCGCAAGAUUGGUUUCUAAAUACAAGCCCCAAGUUCCAGUUUUGAUGGUUACCCGUAACCAAAAGUCUGCUAGAGCUUCCCAUUUGUCACGUGGUGUCUAUCCAUUCAUCUACGAAAAGCCUGCUGUUGAAAACUGGCAAGAAGAUGUUGAAAACAGAUUGAGAUGGGCUGUUGCUGAAGCUUUGGAAUUGGGAAUCAUCAAGAAGGGUGAUGCCAUUAUUUCCAUCCAAGGUUGGACCAGAGGUUCUGGUCACUCUAACACUGUUAGAGUCUUGCAAGCUUAA